Harpia harpyja (harpy eagle) is the source of this 2944-nucleotide messenger RNA. RefSeq names its product cholesteryl ester transfer protein (gene CETP). Gene Ontology annotation, biological process: triglyceride metabolic process; phosphatidylcholine metabolic process; cholesterol metabolic process. The record is from RefSeq and is a predicted model, not a curated record. Gene Ontology annotation, cellular component: high-density lipoprotein particle. The transcript has 16 exons. Gene Ontology annotation, molecular function: triglyceride binding; phosphatidylcholine binding; cholesterol binding. NCBI's taxonomy places the organism in Eukaryota, Metazoa, Chordata, Aves, Accipitriformes, Accipitridae. The coding region runs from base 1340 to 2857 and encodes 505 amino acids.
GGUCUCCUAGCCAGGGCAGCGAGGAUGCCACAGUGGCUGAGAUGAUGGCACUAGGCUGCUGUGUGGGAGCUAUGCUGGUCAGAUACCUGCUAUCUUUAUAUGUGCUUCCAACAUUUAAUUGUUCAUUUAUAAUGCAGUAUCGGCUUGCAGCAGGCAGCCUGUCCCAGGCCACCAUGCUGCUCGCCUGGAGAAGUCUGGAGGAAGCCUGCAGAUGCUCAGUUUCCCUCAGCAGGUCAGUGACCGUGAGUGCCUCCUGUGGGGUACCCGAGGCCAUUCACCUUCUCAACUCAGGAAGAAAACAGUGCAGCAGGGUGGGGGCUGCCGGGCAGCGGGGCUCCCCGGAGGAAAUGCGGUCUCUGGGUGGACGGUGCAGGGAGGACGAGGCAUCUGCCAGGGAGAGGAGGGAGGCUGGCACCUUGUCUUGCUCAGGGGGUUGAGUGUGCUUCUGCAGCAUUGCCAAGAUCUUGCCCUUCCUUCUCUAUCUGUCUUUGCUGGAAAAAUGGUUCAUGGGAGCUGCUGUGAGCCUCGUUGCUGAAAACAGCCUUAUGCUGUUUUGUCCUGGAGCUCAUUUUGGGAUGGGCCCCAGCACCGCAACAGGGGUGCAGGGGUCCGGUGGCGUGCGGGGCUGGUGUGCAUGAGGAAUGGAUGUGAACUUGGGUUUCUAAUGUUUUCCAAAUAGCAGCUGAGAGGCUAGGUGCAUGAAAAGCUCCAGCUUAGCAGGGUCUUCCCCCCCCUGGAAGGUGGCAAAACCAAAGAUGGUUCACAAAUCCAGCCGAGAGGCAGAAAACAUCCCAGUCCUGCGGUCAAGGAGCUCUCCAGGGAUGUGGGACAUGUGGAUUCACCCAGCGGUAGCAGGAGGGAUCCCCUUCGCAGGAGCAUGCCUCAGUUUCCCCACAGUGUGCCUAAAAUCAGUGGAAGGGGGAGCAGUUAAUAAUGUGGGUGCCUUUCAAACAGGGCUUUGCUGGGGAAUUACUGCGGGAAUGCAAAAUCUGGAAUAUUUCUGUGUGAAGAGCAAAUGAUGAACUGGCUGGAGGCAGAGUGCAAGGCUGCUCCCUUGGCUUCAUCUCCUCCCAAUCUCCAUCCCCCUCCAGCUCUCUCCACCCACCUGAUGUGUGCCAAGUCCUGCAGCCCAAGUGCCUGCUGUGGGAGGAAGGCAGCAUGCAACUUGAAGAGUGUUAAGGAAACUAUAGGAAGAUUAGGAAAUGUGUGAUGAGUUUUGAUAACCAGAGGAAGCAGGUCAUGUCCUGCUUUGAACGAGCUCUGCUUGGAGGUAUGAAAGCAGCCUUUGCCACGGUCAAGAAUCAGUCAGUCUUGUCAGUGCUCUCCACUCAGGCUGAAGAUGCUCUGGGCUGGCAGGAUGAGGCUGAGGACCUUCGGGAUCUUGCUAGUGCUUGUCCAUACAUCAGCAGCCUGUGAGUUUGGGCCCUUCCCUUACAGCGUCACGGGGAUCGUCUGCAGGAUGACCAAGCCCGCAGCAUUGCUGUUGAACCAGGAAACAGCGCAGGUCAUUCAAGCAGCUUUCAGAAAUGCCAAAUUCCCAAAUAUCACCGGGGAAAGGUCCAUGCAGCUCCUUGGCAAGGUGGCUUACGGGCUGACCAACAUCCAGGUCAAUGACUUGUCCAUAGAGCAGAGCGAGGUGGAGCUCAAGGAGAAUGAUGCCAUUCACAUUGCCAUUAAAAACGUGACGGCCUUCUUCAAAGGGACCCUGACCUAUGGCUAUGCUGGAGGCUGGUUUUUGCAUCUCUUUCAUUCAGUUGAUUUUGAAAUCGAGUCUUCCGUUGACCUCCAGAUAAACAUUAAACUGAUGUGCCAAAAGGACCAAGUGGCUGCCGAUGCCUCAGACUGCUACCUGACUUUCCACAAACUGAUGCUUCAUCUCCAAGGAGACAAGGAGCCAGGCUGGCUGAAGCAGCUCUUCAUGGAUUUCAUCUCCUUCACUUUGAAGCUUGUUCUCAAGAGCGAGGUGUGCAAUGAAAUAAAUUCUCUUGCCCAGGUGCUGGCAGACUUUGUGCAUGAUUUAGCAGAAAAUUUUGUCCAGGAUGAGUAUAUCAGUGUUGAUAUCUCCCUUGCAUCAGUUCCUUUAAUAAAAGCAAAUUACCUAGAAUCACACCACAAGGGCCUCGUCCUGUAUAAGAAUUACUCUGAUGUCUUCAGUGACUCUGUUUUCUCCCCAUUGCUGCUGACCGAGUCCCGAAUGCUCUACUUCUGGCUGUCUGAACACAUCCUCAGCUCUCUGGCUUCAGCAGCUUUCUUAGAUAAGCGCCUGGUAUUGACCAUCAGAGGGGAGAAGUUGCAGGCACUGUUUGAAAUGGAAGACACGGAAGCGCAGCGGAAGGCAGUGCAGAUGAUUUUUCAAGGCACCUCCUAUAACAACUCUGUGGCCAAGGUGUGGAGUCUCGCCCAUCCCCAAAUCUCUCUUCAGCCUGAAGGGACAGUUGUGAAGUCCUUGGUAGCAGUGGAGGUCAGCAUCUCUCCCACUGGAGAAGAGCCCCUGAUGGUUCUGUACAUGGAGAAGGAAAUCACGGUCACUAUCCAAGCUGCCUAUGCGGAAAAGAAACUCAUUUUGCACCCUUUGGACUCCAGGAUAGAGUUUAAAGUCUUUAAAUGCACAGCUGAUCCAAGUGGGAAUGACCCAUCCAUAAGAAACUUUCUGCAGACAAUGAUCUCGGUUGUUGGGAUCCCAGAAGUGAUUUCAAGGAUCGAACAAGCUUUGACUUCACUGAUGAACAGCAAAGGGCUUCAUCUAUUUGAGAUCAGAAAUCCUGAGAUCAUCACAAGAAAGGGAUACGUAAUUGUACAACUUGACUUUAGCUUCCCGAAUCAUUUGCUUCUUGAUUUUCUUGAGAAAAGAUUAUAGAGCUGAUCUCUUCAUAAAGGAGCACAGGAACUUGCGUACAAACAGAAAGACCGUGUGUGAACCAAUUAAAAGACAAGCUGAUUUAAA